AUGGCGGCCAUCCCUAAUGCUCCCACAGAUGCCCACAGGGCAGUGAACCCAACACCGGCAGAAGCGGCGGCCCGGGAACCUCCUUCACACCCGCAAAGCACUGUAAACAAUAGAGAGAGCAUCCUGAGACCAGCUCCACCAUCUCAGGCGCUGAGGAAGGAGGCCUAUGCAGCGACACAGAAUGCCCUGCGAGAAGCAGCGGCGAGGAAGGACAAGGAACCCAUGAGACAGGUAGUGACAGACCGUAAUGACUUUCCAUCCACCCCCAUCCUCAUAACAAAUGGCUUCACCGUUCUCACUGAGAUACCAACUGAGAUCAUUGAUGCAGAUGAGGACACCAACAUGGAGGAGCGCCUGCCUCAAGGAGCUCCCCUGCUGUUGAAAUCGACAAUGUCCUCUCUGGCAGGCUGGAAUGCUGCACCUGUGAACCAUUUAAUAGCGACAGGAUCCACGAACCGUGUCUCAUGUUAG
Molecule: messenger RNA, 471 nt
Organism: Sparassis crispa
Lineage: Eukaryota; Fungi; Basidiomycota; Agaricomycetes; Polyporales; Sparassidaceae
Exons: 1
Coding region: 1-471 (156 amino acids)
Source: RefSeq, a predicted model, not a curated record